This is a messenger RNA of Prorocentrum cordatum, 648 nucleotides long. Lineage: Eukaryota; Dinophyceae; Prorocentrales; Prorocentraceae. The record is from the annotation of a GenBank genome assembly.
AUGUUCUGCAAGUGGCACAUGAGGGACCGCAAGGAGCUGCUGCAGCAGGUGCGCACGUUCGAGUUCGAGAAGGCGGAGUGCCUCAAGGAGAGCGACCGCGAGUUCGUCCAGGAGCAGAUCGAGCACUGGUUCGGUGAGGUGGCGCAGUUCGAGCACUACGUUCGCACGGCUGUGGCCGAGCGCGUGGAAGAGAUGCUCAAUGAGCAGGGCCCGGUCCCGUACCACGUGGUGACCGUGGGCUCGCUCAGUCAUAUCCUCGUGAGUUCGACGAUCAUCAUAAAUGCCGUGCAGGACGGCAUCCCGAACUUGGUGAACAUCUGCAUUGCGUUCGCCAGCAUCUGCUUCUUCACGGAUGCGAUCGCGAUGCGUCUCAUCACGGACCUGGCGGGUACGACUUUCGGAGAUGCGCCCGCAGGCGGGCACUCCCUGCUGAGCCGGCUCAGCGGCCCCCUGGCCACCGCCAUGAUCUUCUCCGUCUGCCUCGCCGUGCCGCUGGCACUGAUAACCCCCGCCGCUCCCCAGUGGCUCGCAGUCCUCCUCGUCGUCAUCGAGCUGGUGGUCACGUGCAUGCUCUACUUCCCCCGCCGAGUGGUCAGGGGAAUGUUCCCGUCGACGCCCAGAGAGGCCAACGUGCCAGCGGUUGCUUGA